Messenger RNA from Sceloporus undulatus (fence lizard), 1657 nucleotides. RefSeq names its product cAMP responsive element modulator (gene CREM). The coding region runs from base 47 to 1090 and encodes 347 amino acids. Gene Ontology annotation, cellular component: ATF4-CREB1 transcription factor complex; nucleus. NCBI's taxonomy places the organism in Eukaryota, Metazoa, Chordata, Lepidosauria, Squamata, Phrynosomatidae. Gene Ontology annotation, molecular function: RNA polymerase II cis-regulatory region sequence-specific DNA binding; DNA-binding transcription factor activity, RNA polymerase II-specific; protein binding. The transcript has 8 exons. The record is from RefSeq and is a predicted model, not a curated record. Gene Ontology annotation, biological process: regulation of transcription by RNA polymerase II.
AGCUUGGCCUGGAGAAGAAAGAAGUCUCCUUUUCAAAACAAUCAUAAUGAGCAAGUGUGGCAAAAAACAGCAUGCAAGAAUUAACAUAAGACAAAUGACCAUGGAAACAGGUGAAUCACAACAAGAUGGCAGUGCAGCAGACUCUGUUGCCGAAAGUGAUUCUGCUAAUAUACAGUCUCCACCUAGCCAAAAUCAAAUCUCCACUAUAGCUCAGGUUUCUGUGGCCGGAUCAACAACAGGAAGGGGAUCUCCUUCAGUAACUGUAGUACAAUUGCCUUCUGGUCAAACUGUCCAUGUACAGGGAGUGAUUCAAGCCACCCAGCCUUCAGUUAUUCAGUCACCACAGUUGCAAUCUGUUCAGGUGGGAUCAGCUACAAGUGCAGACGAAUCUACAGAGUCAGACGUAAUUGAUUCGCAGAAGAGGAGGGAGAUACUUUCAAGGAGGCCUUCAUAUAGAAAAAUUCUGAAUGAACUUUCUUCUGAUGCACCCGGUGUCACUAAGAUUGAAGAAGCAAAGCCAGAGGAAGAAGGAACACCAUCUGGCAUCCCUGCCAUGGCAGUUCCAACAAGCCUUUAUCAGACUAGCACCGGACAAUACAUUGCUAUAGCCCAAGGUGGAGCAAUCCAGAUCUCUAACCCAGCAUCUGACGGCGUCCAGGGGUUGCAGACCUUAACAAUGACAAAUUCAGGAGCUCCUCAACCUGGUGCAACGAUUGUACAAUAUGCAGCUCAAACACCUGAUGGCACACAACAGUUCUUUGUACCUGGGAGUCAAGUUGUUGUCCAAGCUGCUACUGGUGACAUGCCAACUUACCAGAUCCGAACUCCAACCACAGCCUUACCUCAGGGGGUCGUUAUGGCAGCUUCCCCAGGAACAUUGCAUAGCCCACAACAGCUAGCAGAAGAAGCAACGCGUAAAAGAGAGCUAAGGCUUAUGAAAAAUAGGGAAGCUGCAAAAGAAUGUCGACGACGGAAGAAAGAAUACGUGAAAUGUCUGGAGAGUCGUGUUGCGAUGUUAGAAGUUCAAAACAAGAAACUUAUAGAAGAGUUAGAAACCUUAAAAGACAUUUGCUCUUCCAAGACAGACUAAUGUCAAUACUGAAACUGUGAACUGGCUACAGCAUGUACAGAUGCUUCUGCAGGCAAUGUCUAGUCAACAAGAAUUAUGACUUUUCCUUUAUAUCAUUUGUCUUCUACUCCAGCCUCUAACAUUCCUGAAACACUUUGCUGCAUUUUUGUAGAUUCUUAGUUGAAAUUUCAGGUGUCUUUUUCUUACCCAGAAAGAGUCAAAUGUUUAAGGCAGUGCGUGUUCAAUAUUCUCAAAAUGCAACAUGUGUAAGAGUUGCUCCUCUGCCCAAUAUUUGUAUUAAUUACUUUAAAUGUGUAAUUUUGGUAGUAUCCCACUUGCACCAGUAUUUUGAAGUGAUCAAAGAUAAUGCAUUUAAUACAGUAAAAAUAAAACAAAAACACCCAAAGUAUCUCAGGAAAGAGUUAUAUGAAAAGUAUGUUGUAAUAACAUACGUAUAUUAGAAUACUAGUUUACAAAUGAAUUUAUGGCAUAUUUUUAUAUUCAUCGCUUUGUGAAAAAAAGUAAUGUAUUGCUGUCACUGAGUGCCAUGGUUGAAACUAGUUUUUAAAUAGAACCAUGUUGGUUAAA